Monopterus albus (swamp eel) is the source of this 2593-nucleotide messenger RNA. RefSeq names its product haloacid dehalogenase-like hydrolase domain containing 3 (gene hdhd3). The record is from RefSeq and is a predicted model, not a curated record. NCBI's taxonomy places the organism in Eukaryota, Metazoa, Chordata, Actinopteri, Synbranchiformes, Synbranchidae. The transcript has 3 exons. Gene Ontology annotation, cellular component: nucleus. The coding region runs from base 343 to 1116 and encodes 257 amino acids.
CGGUUAUAAACAUUUGUAGUCUGAGUAGCUUUCUAACAUAUUUACUGAUAAGUCGUUAAUAGAACAUUUUUGGUUAUAAAAAGUACAAGGUGUUUCUGUCUAUUGUAACAUAGCGGUGGUCGUUAGCGCUGUCGCCUCACAGCACGAGGAUUCCGGGUUCGAGCCCCUUUUUGUGCAGCGUUUGCAUGUUGUUCCUGUGUGGGUUCUCUCCGGGUUCUCAGGCUUCCUCCCCUAGUCCAAAGGCAUGGUUGUUUGCCUACAUGUUAGUCCUGUGAUUGACUGACGACCUGUCCAGCCCAAUGUCCAUCGACCCUAUUCAGGAAUAAGCAGUAUAGAUGAUGGAUGGAAAUGUCAUAUAAUGUCUAUAUAAACCAAAGCACCACAUUUUCUGGUGUAAUGCGAGCUCCUCUCCGCUGGGUGCUAUGGGAUGUGAAGGACACCCUGCUGAAGGUGCGGUUGUCUGUGGGAGAGCAGUACUGCAAGGAGGCUGAACGAAUGGGCAUCAGCCUCAGUCCUGUGGAGGUUAAUGCUGCUUUCCACCAUGUGUAUCAAAAUUACUCCACCAGAUACCCAAAUUAUGGCAUCACCCAGAGCCUGAAUGGACAGUCUUGGUGGAUGGGAGUGGUGCGGGACACUUUUUCCCUGUGUCGUGUACAGGACCCAGCCCUGCUAAAUACAAUGGCUCACAACCUUUAUCAUAAUUACUGUAAUGCAGAGAACUGGGAGGUCUUUCCAGACUCAAAGAAGGCCCUAGAGAGUUGCUCUUCUCUAGGACUGAAGCUGGGUGUGGUAUCCAACUUUGACAGCCGCUUAGAAGCGAUCUUACAGGUUUGUGGCCUGCUGUCUCACUUCACAUUUCUGCUGUCUUCAGAGGAAGCAGGCAUAGCUAAGCCAAACUCAGCCAUCUUUGGACAGGCACUGCAGAAAUGUGGUGUACCAGCUGCCAGCGUAGCCCAUAUUGGAGACCACUAUGUGAAUGAUUACCUCGCCUCUCGAUCUGUGGGCAUCUGUGGGUUUCUAUUAGACAGAUGCAUGCGUAAACAGCCUGAAGUUCCUCAAGAGCAUCGGCUCAGCUCCCUGGAGGACUUGCCGUCACAGCUUCAGCAGCGCAUGUGAUAAUUCCAAACAGGCAUAGGCUCAAAGAGCAAAGCUACUCAAGUUCACUGUGGUUCAGCUAAGGAACUUAUUGCUGGGAUGCAGCCAUGUUGACCACGUCAUCCUCUGCACACAACAGAUUAAAUUGUCUUGUCAAAAAUGUAUAGGAAUCCUUAGUAAACUGAAAAUACAGUGCAACUGUAUAUAUUUACUGUAAAUAAAGUAGUAGCAUGGAAUAAAUGUUUGUAUUUAAAUAUAGUGCCAAGUAUCCUCUACUGAAAUCAGUAGAAAAGAUGGAAAACAUUUGUUGUAACAAGAGCCCAGCUGAUCUAUCAGUGUGGCUAACAUUAGCUUAUCAGAUAGAUAUUACCACUAUAUACAGUAUAUAUUAGACAAUAAGUAACAAAACAUAACAGUACAGAAAUGUCAAAUCCACAUUUGAGGAAAUUUAUUGUGGAUUUUUUAGUCUCAGAACUUUCCACAUCAGAUCUCAACAUGACACAGGCUGAUAUGCUCUAAAGGAAACUCGUAUAAUUUUACACAAAGAUAAUUAUAACUUUACCCAGAUGAAUGAAGACAUGACAACAGUACUGAAGUCAAGUAUAAACUGAAAAACCAGGACCCCAUGUUCAUGCUUUCACUCUCAGGUUUGGCUACAAGUACCUUCCUUUUUAUUUUUUAUUUGAAUUGGCUGUUUAACCGGAGCUACUGAGCUUUUCAUCAUUUCUAGUGAUUAGCAGUGAGGAGAACAAGGCAGGGUUGCUAAACACUAAUACCUUUGUAAAUACUCUUAUUUCAAACCAUCUGGUCAGACACAGAUAACUGGGAAUCUUGGGCUUAGGAUCAAAAGAACCAGAGGAAAGGGACCAGAAUGGCACUGCAGUUCACAGCCUCUCAUGGGGAAUGGGGAUUGACAUUUGUCCAAAUCGGGUUUAAUGAGAAUUCUCUGAUGUUCACAAAACUUCCCUCCAUUACAUGCCACAAAGUGUGAAUAAACACCCAGUUUCUUAUGUUUUCAUUUCCCUUUUCUUGGCACAGUUUUCACUUGAUUUCAUUUUUUCCCCUCCUUGGACUUCUUUGUACGUAAAGGGUAUUAUAUACUGUAUCUUUAGGGAAGCGCCCACAAGAGCUGUUUAAUUCAAAGCUGGUUUAGUAGCCCAGCCAGAUGGCUCUAAAGGGCUUCACAGAAAUCCAUUUGCAGACAUAACGGGAUUGCAAAACAAUAUGAAGGGAGCAAAACAGAAGAGCGGAGAAGAUACAGCAUGUUAUGAGGGAAGAUGACAACUAGUGACAUACAGUACAGUGGAAAUGAAAAGCAAAGGGUGUAUGUGGCACAGUGUUGAACAAAUGCUUCAACAUGAACAGGUCUAGAUUGUGUCAAACUAAUAAGGGAAUCACAAAUGAAUAGUGAUACUCUAUAGAAGAGGGAUGAAACAUUUCUGUCAGCUACAGAAGCACUCAAGAGUUGGGCUCUUUGUUCUGUCGGGCCCGGGGUUCA